Molecule: messenger RNA, 1704 nt
Organism: Gossypium raimondii (Peruvian cotton)
Lineage: Eukaryota; Viridiplantae; Streptophyta; Magnoliopsida; Malvales; Malvaceae
Product: transcription activator GLK1
Exons: 6
Coding region: 280-1563 (427 amino acids)
Biological process (GO): positive regulation of DNA-templated transcription
Cellular component (GO): nucleus
Molecular function (GO): DNA-binding transcription factor activity; transcription cis-regulatory region binding
Source: RefSeq, a predicted model, not a curated record
AUAUUGGGUUUCCGCGUAAACAAGAAGCAGCAGGAAGCCUCGGCAACUACUUAAAACAUCUCCCCAUCUCAGUUCAGGUUCCAGAAAAAAAUAUUCCCAUUUCUACAGAUACUUCAUCUAAUACUUGGCCUUUUAAGCCUGUAUCAAUUUUCUUAGAAAUACAGUGUAUAUCUGCAUAGAAGACAUGUAAUACAUAUACGUACGUUUGGAAUUUAAUAACUAUUUCUUUGUAGUUUUGGUGAAUAUUUGAGGGGGAAAGAGAGUGAUUGAAUUGAAUUAAUGCUAGCCGUGUCACCUUUGAGGAACACAACUGAGGAUGAGAACAAAGGAGCGAUGGAGAGUUUCAGAUUCAAUAUUAGCUCGGAAGAGUUCCCUGACUUCUACCAUGGGAAUUUACUCGAGAGUAUUGAUUUUGAGGAUCUAUUUGUCGACGGUUAUGUGUUGCCGGAUUUGGAGAUGGACCCUGAAAUUCUCGCGGAAUUACCCGCCCCUGGCGGUGAGGACCCGGAGAUGAACGUAUCGGUAGAAGAAACGGGUGACGGUUAUAAUCAAAGGAAAGAGGAAGAAGGUAAGGUUUCAGAUCCGGGUUCAAGUUCAGGUUCAGCGUUAGGUUGGAGCAGAAGCAAAGGCGAGGAGAUUGUUAGCAAAAGAGAGGAAGGUAGAGCAGUUAAAACAACUUUGAAAGAUGCUGAUAAGGGAAGAAAAUCACCAGCACAAGCAAAGAAUAACAACCAAGGGAAACGAAAAGUGAAGGUGGAUUGGACGCCAGAGCUGCACAGGAGGUUCGUGCAAGCAGUAGAGCAGCUGGGGCUGGAUAAGGCGGUGCCUUCAAGAAUUUUAGAGCUUAUGGGAAUCCAAUGUCUCACUCGCCAUAACAUUGCCAGCCAUCUUCAAAAAUAUAGAUCUCAUCGGAAGCAUUUGCUAGCUCGUGAGGCGGCGACAGUAGCAAGCUGGACCCAAAAGAGUCAAAUCUGUGGUGCUGCCACCACUCCAGCAGGUGGAGGCAAGAGAGACAAGAAUCCUUGGCUUGCACCGACUAUGGGUUUUCCGCCUAUGUCACCGUCGUCACCCUUGCACCACCACUUUAGGCCUUUGCAUGUAUGGGGUCAUCCCACCGUGGACCAAUCCCUAAUCCACUUAUGGCCUAAACAUCUAGCCCCCCCACCGCCACCACCACGGCCUACGUGGGAACCUCCGCGAGCAGGCCCCUCGUAUUGGCACCACCACCCCAAACGUGUAACAAAUGGAAUAAGCCCAGGAACACCUUGCUUUCCACAACCACUGCCACUAGCAACAAGGAGAUUUGCUGCAGCACCGGUCCCGGGCAUUCAACCGCACCAUGGCACCAUGUACAAGGCAGACCCCGGCAUUGGCGUCCGAUCAAGGCCCCACCCUCUCAUGGACUUCCACCCGUCGAAAGAGAGCAUAGAUGCAGCUAUAGGAGAUGUUCUAUCGAAACCAUGGCAACCACUUCCUCUGGGACUGAAGCCGCCAGCUAGUGAUACUGUUUUGGGAGAGUUGCAACGUCCAGGACUCCCCAACAUACCACCCUUUUCCGCUUGAUAUAUGUAUCCCUUGCAUUGCAUGCAACGUCAUUUUCAACACCUUAAUUCGACGACAUUAACCAUAUGUAAGGUUUCAAGUACAAGUCUUUCCUUUCUAUUCCUAUAUAUAUAUAUAAUAUUCCUUUUUCCGUGCUUAGAA